Messenger RNA from Python bivittatus (Burmese python), 2704 nucleotides. RefSeq names its product G protein-coupled receptor 176 (gene GPR176). Gene Ontology annotation, biological process: G protein-coupled receptor signaling pathway. The record is from RefSeq and is a predicted model, not a curated record. NCBI's taxonomy places the organism in Eukaryota, Metazoa, Chordata, Lepidosauria, Squamata, Pythonidae. Gene Ontology annotation, molecular function: G protein-coupled receptor activity. Gene Ontology annotation, cellular component: plasma membrane.
CCGAGGUGGUUCUCAAAGCCUUUGAAGAGUUGCCGGGGCCAAUCCGCAAAGUGACGGGCAGCAGCAUCCGGGCUCAAGACAAUCACGCUUAAUUUAAAGCCUCGCUGAUAGGAAACCACCCGAGAGUUUGCGGCUCGCAGAAGACUCGAAACGACUCCUGCGUUAGGAAAGGGGACAGGGAGGAAGACCCUGCCUCGCAAAGAGGUGCGAGCUUCUGAGCUAAGCCUCACCAUGCCAGAAAGAACUCCUCGAAAAAGGGUUGUCAAGUGCCCUAUCUGGAUGCACGCUGGUUGCGCGUACUAGAGUGAAAUGAGUGGGUGGCACGGAUCGUGUCGCGUCUCCGUCUGUCUUUAUGGCGCUGCAAGCGCGCUGAGAGGGGACAGGCGUGCAGUGGCACUGAAGCGGGGGCAGCAAGAAAUAUGGGACACGGGAGUACGAGAUGCAGGCAGCUUUCCCCCCGCCCCCUCUCCCAUUUUGUCAUGAUGUGUGCCCCCCUUUGGGAUGAGAUGCAGACCUGAAACGUCAGACGGCCUCUCCAGGGUCCAGACGUUUAGCGGGAGCACAAUGGAAUGGGCAAUGCUUGGAAAAGCCGGCGCUAACUGCGUGCUCCGCGCGGCAAAGAGCGCUGGCUUCGUGCGGAGGCGACUUAGGUAAGAGGGCGGCCGAAAGACACCUCGCCAUGGGCUACAAUGCCAGCUGGGCUUCAGCCAACGCGAGCGAGCGCGGGCCCUAUCAGGCUGUCAGGAGCGCCUUGAACGCAUCCGGUGCUCACAUCGUGGGAAUCAACCGAAGCGCCCAUACAGUCGGGACGUCAGAAUACGAGGACUACAGGGAAGAACAAGCAUAUCGGCAUUUUACUACCGUUAUGCAGGUUGUCAUCUUAAUAGGCUCUCUGCUAGGAAACAUUGUGGUCUUGUGGUCGACAUGCAGGACGUCAGUUUUUAAGUCAGUAACCAACCGAUUUAUUAAGAACUUGGCCUGUUCUGGGAUCUGUGCCAGCCUCGUCUGUGUGCCUUUUGACAUUGUUCUCAGUACCAGUCCACACUGCUGUGGGUGGGUCUACACCAUGAUCUUCUGUAAAGUCAUCAAAUUUUUGCAUAAAGUCUUCUGCUCAGUGACCAUCCUUAGCUUUCCCGUCAUUGCUCUGGAUCGGUACUAUUCAGUCUUAUACCCACUGCAAAGAAAGAUAUCGGAUGCCAAAUCGCGAGAUCUGGUGAUCUAUAUUUGGGCUCAUGCAGUGGUGGCCAGCAUUCCAGUCUUUGCUGUGACCCAUGUGUCAGACAUAUAUGCUAUAUCCACUUGUACUGGGCCCUGGAGUUACUCUAUUGGCCGUUUAGCAUAUGUUAUCACUUACAACCUUACCACUGUGAUUUUACCGGUGGCUGUGGUAUUUCUCUUUAUGGUCCUCAUCCGCAAGGCACUGAGCGCCAGCCAGAAGAAAAAAGUUGUUAUAGCUGCCUUAAGAACCCCUCAGAAUACAAUCUCUAUUCCUUAUGCCUCCCAGAGAGAAUCUGAACUUCAUGCCAUGUUGCUGUCUAUGGUUAUGAUUUUCAUUUUCUGCAGUAUUCCCUUUAUGACUAUGGUAGUUUAUCACACUGUCCUCGAUUCUUCUGAUACCUCUGUCUACUUGCUUCUCACUGCUAUCUGGUUGCCUAAAAUAUCACUGCUGGCCAACCCACUGCUUUUCCUUACUGUUAACAAAUCUGUUCGAAAAUGUUUAGUAGGGACAAUAGUGCAAUUACACCAAAGGUAUAGUCGGAGGAACAUGGUCAGUUCUGGGGGUGCUGUGGAGGCCAAUCUGGAAUCUCACGUUCGUUCUGGCAGCCAACUCCUAGAAAUGUUUCACAUUGGGCAGCAGCAAAUUUUCAAGCCCACAGAGGAUGAAGAGGAAAAUGAAGCUAAAUCUGUGGACUCCAGUAACUACCAACAGGAGGAGAUACCCACAACCAGCUUAGAUGUAGAACAAGCCCAGAUUCAGAGGUCUGUAUGUCCUGCAGUUGCAGAUUCUGCUGCACAGAUAGCUCCAGCUUUCUCUACAGAAGCAGAAUUGGCCAAUGAAAAGUAUUCUACGCAAUUGGGCUUUGGACCUUUUGAGCUGCCCCCCCAGUGGCUAUCAGAAAACCGGAAUGGUAAGAAACGGCUACUGCCUCCAUUGGGAAAUACACCGGAGGAGCUGAUCCAGACAAAGCAACCCAAGGGUAGAUCUGAACGAAAAAUGAGCAGAAACAAUAAAGUCAGCAUCUUCCCGAAAGUGGAUUCCUAGUCAAGGAAGGAGUUCUGUAUGAUGAGAGAAGACUGCCUUCUUGCAUCUAUGUGAUCCUAUGGAUCUGUGCUAAGAUGAAAUUAAAGGCUUAUUUUUGUGCCAGUUUAUGUAAAAACCAAAACAUAAGUGUUCCUUAUGAAUGGGUUUUGUUAUGAACAUCUAUUUCCCUAUUUCACAAUACCCAUUUCCCCCAUUAUAUAGAAGACAAGUGGACUAUUUUCCAAAGAGAUUAUUUGGAUUAUUCUUGCCCUACAGACUGCUUCCUCUACUGUGAUCUUUAAGACUUUAAGUGCAGCAAGUCUGUACAUUAGGGCUACCAAAUUUGGACUGCAAAGAUCAGGAUGAACAUGAGAAGGCAGCAAAGCAGCACCGAAAACUUGGUACCUUUGCUGACAUUGAGUGGUCAUUCUGAGUUUUGCUGUAUUUUAUGCACACACGCAC